Messenger RNA from Cimex lectularius (bed bug), 2002 nucleotides. RefSeq lists its product as uncharacterized. The coding region runs from base 259 to 1869 and encodes 536 amino acids. The record is from RefSeq and is a predicted model, not a curated record. Lineage: Eukaryota; Metazoa; Arthropoda; Insecta; Hemiptera; Cimicidae. The transcript has 3 exons.
AGACCAAACAGCAUUAUUAUAAAUGAGAUUCCUAUAUUGGAAAGUACAGGAAUUUUAUUUUUCAAGAGGUUCAACACUUUCUAUACACUAACACACAUAUUCAUGAGCAGGAACAUUUUGGAAGCAGCUAUUCGUUUUCAGCAAUGAUAACAUUAAAACAACAGCUUGCAUUGCACUGACCACGAAGUGCACUAUGGUCUCUCCUGUGGAUGAACCUUCUUAUAAUUCACCUUCUGAGCAUGCUAUGGUGUGGGAGAAAUGCUAUCGAGGUGUAAAGGAACGCUGCUUUUUAUUCUGUGGUUGGCAUCGGUAAUCAUUUUGCUCCAGUUGAAGAGCCUUUCUCAUUCAAACCUUCUGUAUUUACCCAACUCGAGAAUCCUUCUGCAAAACUUAGCUUCCACUUCGAAUCAGACAGAUGCGCCCUACUACGAGAAGGUGUUCACAAUCGACCCGGCCGUCGACAAUUCCAACGUCAACGUUGAAAAUGUCAUGCACGAUGAAUUGAAACGCCACCUGCCGAGUUUGCCGGAUUCCUACGUGAAACCGAACAAAAUAAAAAACACGUUCUACAAAAAUGAGAGCUGUGCCAAAUAUCCGAACGUUUACGAUCUGGAAUUCAACAACAUAUAUUGGCAGAGCGUCUUCACGACGAAUGGGACCUUUCACCUCUACAGCGCUUACUACGACGUGAGGAAACUGAGCAGGAUCAGCCCUGCGGUCCGGAUACUCGGGAUGAUAAACAGGAUCGAACCGACGAUAAAAACCCAUUGCCAGUUUUGGUUCGACAACCACAAAGAGCCGGUUUUCAGCAAAGUCAUGGAGUACAAGUACAUCUGGUACAAGAAAUGGGGUAAUUACAAACAAGGGAUAUUCCAGCCUUAUUUGAUCGCUUGCCAAAUACCUCAUCCGUUCCACAAAGUCGUUCCAGCGUCGGUUUCCAUAGUGGAAAAAAUAUGCGACUCUCCUACGAACAACCUUAAAGUCAUUUACAACAAACCGAAGAAAAAAAAAGAAUUCGCAGUCUGCGUCAAGGGUCUGGAUUUCCUCUAUAAAGACAUAUCCGUGAGACUCGUCGAAUGGAUCGAGAUGAUCCUCCUUUUGGGAGCGGAUAAGAUAUUCUUUUAUAAACUCCAGGUCCAUCCCAACAUAUCCAAAGUCCUGUCGUAUUAUGAAAAAAAGGAUAAAGUGGACGUUACGCCGUUGACUCUGCCGGGUGGACAGCCCAACAUACCGGGCUUCCAACAUAUGUACUUGUCUAAAAAGAUCAACCAUAAAAGGCAAAACGAGUUGAUACCAUAUAAUGACUGUCUAUAUAGGAAUCUUUACACGUACAAGUACAUCGCUCUUCUUGACGUCGAUGAAGUGAUAAUGCCUGUCAAAGUGAUGUCCUGGAAAGACCUGAUGGAUGUAGUCCUUAAAAAAGCCCUAGCUAUUAAAAACGAAACGAGAGCAUCGUACAACGUGAGAAACGUCUAUUUUCUAGACGAUCUACUCCAUUCUCACGGCUGGUUCAAGGACAUACCGAAAUACAUGCACAUGUUGCAGCAUGUCUACAGGAGUAAAAAUUUCACCCAACCGAAUCAAUACGUCAAAUGUUUUCACAACCCUGAGCGGGCUUUGAUUUUGCACAACCACUUCCCACUGGCGUGCCUGAGCUCGGGAUGUACGUCCUACCCGAUCGAAACGGGCGAUGCUCAGCUACAACAUUACAGGGCGGACUGUGUGAAAACACUCAAAAAAACCUGCACACAGUUCAGGGAAAGCAGCGUCCUCGACACGAGCAUGUGGCGGUUCAAAAGCACCCUGAUUUCAAGGACUACAGACACCUUGUACACUCUCGGCUACUUCGGAGACACUCGGCCGAAUUGAAAUCAAGCUCUUAUAUCUCAUUGCCAAUUUUAAGUCUGUACAUUUUCAAUGUAAAUAUGUAAAAAAAUGAAAUUAUUGUGACAUAAAUAUCGGUUACUAUGUCUAAAUAUAAAACGAAAUCAUUGUUUAUUUA